Fraxinus pennsylvanica is the source of this 1395-nucleotide messenger RNA. NCBI's taxonomy places the organism in Eukaryota, Viridiplantae, Streptophyta, Magnoliopsida, Lamiales, Oleaceae. The record is from the annotation of a GenBank genome assembly.
AUGGCCACUCCACAUGUAUUAGCCAUACCAUAUCCAGCACAAGGCCAUGUUAUCCCCUUAAUGGAAGUUUCACUAUGGCUAGUAAAACAUGGCAUCAAAGUCACAUUUGUAAACACAGAAUUCAAUCACAAGAGAGUUGUCAAAGCAUUAACAGAGACAGAAAACACACAGGAAAAAGAAAUGGUAAAGUUGGUAUCAAUCCCAGAUGGAUUGGAACCAUGGGAGGACAGAAAUGAACUGGGAAAGUUAUCCGAGGCAAUUUCGACGGUUAUGCCUGGGAAGUUGGAGGACCUAAUUGGAAAGAUAAAUGGAACUGAGAGCGAUAAGAUUAUAUGUGUUAUAGCAGAUUAUGGCAUGGGAUGGGCGAUGGAGUUGGCCAAGAAGUUGGGAAUCAAGAGUGUAGCUUUCUGCCCGGCUGCGGCUGCCAUGUUGGCCUUGGCAAAUAACUGUCCAAAGUUGAUUGACGAUGGAAUCAUCGACAGUGAUGGAAGAGUCUUGAAGAAACAAAUGUUUCAACUGUCUCCAACCAUGCCUCUAAUGAACUCUGAGACCUUGGUAUGGACCAGUAUCGGUGACUUAGAAUCACAGAAAAUUAUGUUUGAUCAUAUAAAAAAAAACAACAAUUCAGCAAAUGUGGCAGAUUGGUCCAUCUGCAAUUCAUCUUAUGAAUUGGAGCCUGCAGCAUUAGACGUUAUUCCAUAUUGUAAACCCAUAGGCCCUCUUCUGGCCAACAACCGUCUCGGAAAAUCAGGCGGCCACUUCUGGCCACAAGAUUCUACUUGCCUAGAAUGGCUUGAUCAACAACCAUCCCAGUCUGUUAUUUAUAUUGCAUUUGGAAGUUUCACUGUUUUUAACGAAACUCAGUUUCAAGAAUUGGCUCUCGGGCUUGAGCUAACGAAUAGGCCAUUCAUAUGGGUUGUACGUCAAGAUAUCAAUACUGUCCAGUCGACCCUACCGGACAUGCCAAAAGGGUUCGAAGACAGAGUACGACAUCGCGGGCUAAUGGUGGGUUGGGCUCCGCAGCAAAAGGUCUUAUCUCAUCCUUCUGUUGCUUGCUUCUUAAGCCAUUGUGGUUGGAAUUCUACCGUGGAAGGGGUAAGUAAUGGAGUCCCAUUCUUGUGCUGGCCAUAUUUUGCUGACCAGUUUUUUAAUCAGACCUAUAUUUGUGAUCACUGGGAAAUUGGACUGGGAUUAGACAAAGAUGAAAAGGGAAUAAUAAGAAAGGAAGAAAUUAAGAAUAAGUUGGAACAACUUUUGACUGACAAAAGAUAUAAAAGAAGGGCCUUGAAUCUUCAAGCAAAGACCAUGGCUAGUGCCACAGCCACAGGAGGAUCAUCCCAUAAGAUUUUCAAUAAUUUAGUCGAAUGGAUUAAGGAAAAGGAUAAGAGCUCAUGA